Megalopta genalis is the source of this 3906-nucleotide messenger RNA. It is a transcript of the gene Mybbp1A, whose product is annotated as MYB binding protein 1a. NCBI's taxonomy places the organism in Eukaryota, Metazoa, Arthropoda, Insecta, Hymenoptera, Halictidae. Gene Ontology annotation, biological process: regulation of DNA-templated transcription. The record is from RefSeq and is a predicted model, not a curated record. Gene Ontology annotation, molecular function: RNA binding; sequence-specific DNA binding; transcription corepressor activity. Gene Ontology annotation, cellular component: nucleolus.
UUUUUAGUUAAGCGAAGCAAGAUGGCAGACGAGGGAAUGCACAUGGUAGAGGUUGUUUCAAAUGCCUUAAGAGUAAAGGAAAAGAAUAAAAUGGAUUGUACGAUUCUUGAUCAUUUUACGAAACUCAGAAAUGAAACUGAACACGAUAGAAUAAAUGGUGGUAUUGAACUACUAAAAUAUUUACUUGGACAAAGUGCAAACCAAAGUGACAGUAAAGAGUUUAAAUAUGCAAUAAGGAGACUAAUUCGAGGUUUAGGUGCAUCAAAAACCUCUUCAAGGAUCGGUUUUUAUACAACUUUGACAGUUUUUUUAACAACGCAUCCUGAAAUGUCAAUAGAGGAAAUAAUAUCUAUAGUAGAUAGUGAAUUGCAUCCAGUAAACAGUAACAAUAAAGGUGAAAAUGCUGACAUUUAUAUGGGACGUAUACUAGUAUAUGGAGCAUUAAUAAGAUCUAAAAUACUUUUGAAAAGUUCAAUAGAAACGCAAAAGCAAAUUAUAGAAGAUCUCAUUAAAGGGGGCAGGCAACGUAGUUAUCUAUCAUUCCCUUCUAUUUCAUUUUUUAUCGAGUUUAUCCAUCAAAUUGAUACAAAGAAAAUUGAAAAAUUAGUCUGUCCAAUUGUUGAAACAGAAUUUGGUAAGCCUUGGUCAGAACAAACUUUAGAUACAAUUUAUGCUUUACUAGUAAUAAAAGACAAAUUUCCAUUAAUUGCAAACAUGACAUUUUGGAAGGAACAUUUUGGUACUGGAGAUGUUACCAAAGAAUCUAUGACUGAUAUGGUAAAAAUAUUACUGGAUUUACCUAAAGUUGUACUGUGUCAUCAUCCAGUAUUCAAAUUAUUUUGCGAGAAUUUAUCAUCAGGUGAUCUUAUUACUGAAUUUUGGAUGUAUAUAGAUCAGAAGUUUACAAAACCUUCAAGAAUUGAUGAACAUUUGGCCAUAGAAAUUCUUAAAUUAAUAUUAUCAAGUAGUACAGAUAAAUCUAUACUUCCGUCAUUACUAUCUACAAACUAUAUGCAACAUAUGCUAAAAAGGUUUUAUGGAAAUAAAAAACAUGAUAAAGAUGAAGUACUCGUUGCAUUUAAGGAAAUUUUACAUUUACUGGUAUCAGCUACAGCCAGCAGUGAUACUAAGCUAAAAACACAGAUUGCUGUAUUAAAGAAGUUGAUAUUGUAUCCUGGUGACUUAAUGAUAGAAAAGAAAACUGGUACAAAGGUAGUUCAAAUGAUUACAGGAAAUUUGAAUUUAGAAGGUAUUAAAAAAGUAUCAAAAAUAUAUAAAGAUAUUAUUGAGAAUAUGAUACCCAAAGAAAUGCUAGGUACAAAAACAAAAACAUUCUGGACAAACACUGAAAGAAUCUAUGCUGCUCACUUAUUAACAAGAUUAAUGGGAUAUUCAGUAACUCUAAUGGAUCAAGAAUGGAGAUUAGAGCAAUUAAAAUUCUUAUUUACUCAAGGGUUAUGUGAAAUGACGAAUGUUGGAGUAGAUUUGGCAUUACAACUUAAAGAAGCAUUUUACCAUGCAUUGGAUCACAAAUUACCAAAAUUAAGUAGUCUUCGAAAUAUAUUAAGUGACUUAGUUCAUUAUUUAGAUACUCGCUUCAGAAAUGAAACUCUGAAGCUAAGAAAUCCGUUGUCGGAUGAAGCCAAAACAGCCUGGCAGAAAGUGAUAAAUUCAAUUGAGAAGUUAGAGAAUAACACGAAAAAGGCAGAGGCUGUACCAGUAUUUCAUACAAUGAAUUUACAUAUGGGAUUACAAUUAUUUUCAGACCCACAUAUGGCAAUCAUGGCUAUUAAUGAACUUCAAAGUUGUUAUGAAAGAUUGGUUAAAAAAUCUAAAAAAAAUAAAGUCAGAAUCAACAAAAAAGAAGAAGAUGAACCAGAAUGGGUGGAAGUAGUAGUUGAUUUACUACUGUCUUUUUAUUCUAAAAACGAUCAUUUACUGCGAUCUUUAGUGGGAUGUGUUUUUCCACACAUUUGUCCACAUGUAACACCAGCAGCUAUACAUCAAAUUUUAGCAGUUCUGGACAUAAGAAGUGGAAAAGGACCUCUUGUAACAGAAGGGGAAGCAAAUGAAGAAGACUCAAUGGACUCACGAUCAGAUGAUGAUAGUGAAGAUGAUAGUGAAGUAGAUGAAGAACUUUCUGAUAACACAGUGCAAUAUUCGACAGAUAAUAACGAUUCCGAUUCUAAUGAAGAAUCAAUUGACGAAGAUGAAGAUGAUACUGUCACUGAUCGACUACGAAUGGCGGUACGGCAAGCAUUAGGUGAAGCUUUUGUUCAAACUGAUGAUGAAGACAUUGACGUGGACAAAAUCGACGAUGACGAAGGAAAAAGAUUAAAUGAAUCAUUAUCAGCAGCAUUUAGAAUUCUACGAGAGAAUCGCCAGUCGCGAUCGAAGAAACAAGAAAAAUCGGCACAAGCUUUAACACAUUUUAGAAUUAGAGUUAUUGAUUUAUUAGAAACAUAUUUAGAGUGUAGUCCAUCAAUGGCAAUUAUACUUGAUAUGAUACUUCCACUCUUUGCGUUAUUGGAAUACUGUAUAAAAGAUUCUCAUCAAAGACCUCUUCAGGAUCGUAUUCGGUCUUGUUUAAAAAAAUUGGCUGCUGUGAAGAAAUUUAAAGAUACAAAAAAUGUGGAUGAAAAUUUAGUGACAGUGAUACUGAAGGCAUUAAUAGAGAAAGGAGAAAGGACAACGUCGGUUUAUCAAGAAAUGAGCGACAAAUUGGCAGAAUGCUGUACAUUCCUUGUAAGAUGUGCACAGCAAGCUGAUAUAUCUAUAACAUCCAUAGUGGAAAUUUAUGCUGAAAAUUUAACAGCUUUUUUUAAAAGAAGAGAUUGUGUGUUGUCACCAAUAUUAUUUAAAAGUAUAUUACAAUUACAGUGGGAGGGUAAUUGGCAGUUGGCCCCAUUGUUGGUGGACUUUGCCUUUGAUGUUACUAUAAGAUCAUUUCGACGAAGAUAUGCUCUUGACUUUUUAACAGUUUUCUAUCAUAAUCGUCGUUUAGUUAAUGUAGAUACAAUACGUUCUGAUACCAGAAUAAAAAUGGAAAAGAAAUUAUAUAAAAAUGUCAUAAAUACACUUCAAGAGUUAUCUAAUGUGCACGGAGUUGAAAAUAAACAGCCUAUUCUGAAUAAUGGUAACGAAAUAGGAAAAGAAGUUAAACAAAGAUAUGUUUAUAAUCUUUUAUUAUUGUUGCGUUAUAUCUACAUUCAACACGUGCCUAAAGCAUGGGAUUGGGAAGAUGUAAAAAAAGCUCUUGCAUCAUACAAAACUCAUGCUUCACUUGGAAAAGAUACAAAAACAGCGUAUAAUAGACUAGCUGCUCAAAUUGGAAUUUCAUUUAAUAUGUCUGUGAAAAAAAGUAUACACCAAGAUAGUCCUAAAGUAAAUGGAGAAGCGAAAGAGACAACAAGCAAUGCAGAAGAUGUAGAAGAAAAUAGUGAUACAUGUAGUAAUUCAGAUACCCCAACAUUGACGAAUAACGAGAUGAAAAAAAAGAAAAAAAAUAAGGGUAAACAGAAAGAAAAGCAGUUAUUAAAGAAAGAAUCACGGUUGUUGCGUGAAAAAACAUUAUCUGAAGGUUUUGAGUCAUUCAACUUUAGUGCUUUUGCUUCACACAAUGAACAGAACGACUCUGAGCCACUUCAAAAUGGAAGUUCGCAAAGUGAACCAACUAGUCCUACUUUACCACAAAAAAGGCCAUUUAAACAAACACUAGACAGUAAUAAAUCUAAAAGAAGAAAAAGUAUGCAGACUGCUUGAUACAUGUAAUAUACUCAAAGAAUUAAUAUGAUAAUGAUCAUAAAUAAUUGUUAUUUUUGUAUAUGCAUUUAUAAACAUAUGUAUCAAAAAGUUUGUAUAGUUUGAAAAUAUAUAAAUAAAUCUACAACAUAAUUCCCAAUAUUA